GGGUGUUGGAGUCAGCGCGGCUGCAUUCCUCCCUCUCUCUCUCCCUCUCUCUUUCUCUCUAUCUCUCCCUCGGAAAGAAAGAGGGGGAGAAAACACAUUAUUAUUCACAACCGUGCUGGAUUUUUAUGAACCACGGAGUCGACUCACACCGGAUACAUCAGGCCACGAAAACGACCCCCUUCCAGACGGUUCAUCCGGACCCGAAACACCUUUUUCAAAAAAAAGACGUAUUUUUUUAUUUUAUUUCUUCAUUUUCCCGUCAGGACUUUGCGUUGAAGUGUGUGUGUUUAGGCCGGCUCUCGAAAAGCAGCUUCGCUGAGACAUUUCCUACGGCGGAUAUCUGCUUUUUUCUCCUUCUUCUCUUUUUUUUUUUUUUAAAUGAGGAUUUGCAAGAUGGCUGAUGACAGCCAGCCCCGGCCAGCACGGAGCCGGCCCCUUUAAGACCUGCUUUAUCUGUGUGUUUCUCCCAGUUAAAUGUAUAAAUAUGGCUGCCCGUCACAGCCAUGACCACAGCUUAUAUUACCGAUGAGCAGAUCCUCCGGGCCGGCCUGUCUCCGGGCUUUACAUCCGUAUAUCCGAGCUAGAAAAUGGUGAGGUGACGUCUGAGAUCAUUUACGCGAUUUAAUCGAGAUGAGGAAGUAGAUAAAUACGAUGUUGGCUCAAGGCUGCGGCUCCAAUAGGCAAAUAGAGAGGAGACCCAGGUAAAAGCAGAGCUACACGUCCUAAGGAUGGUGAUAAGCAUCUGUGUGUGAGGAUAUUAGUGGAUGUGUCGGGGGGGAGCAGCAUUCCUGCGGAGCUAAAACCCUUUGUUUUGUGCGCAGGAGCUGGACCGGACCAUUAAAACCAUUAACUAUGCAGUAAACAGCCUCAAACGAUGGCCCGGGUAUGAUUUUGAGUUUAAUGAGAUUAUAAGGUCUUUGUUGUCGCCAGCAGAGCGGCGGGGGAGCGAGGCCUUGUGUACAGAUAUGCAGGCUGUGCCACAUAGCAGGCAUUUAUCCAGCAGAAACUGCUUUAUGUCUGACUGAAGGAGCUACCUGUGUUGUUCCCCCUCCCCCCGUGUUGAUCAGUACCACAGUUUAAUUAUGCCUAACAGGCCUGUGUGUGUGUAUGUGUGAUUAAAGUGCUGAUCGAGGUGGCUCGGAUACUUAUUUAUGAUUCAAGGGACAAAAGCGUUUGCGCCGCGUUGUGAUUAUUGAGCGGAUCAGGCGUCCUUGAGGUCCGGAUGAAACAGAUUCAGGUUUAAAAAAAGAAGGAAAAAAAAAAAAGCUUUGUGUGUUUGUGUGAAUAGUAAUCAGGGUGUGGAUUCCAGCAGUCCUUUCUCGUUUUUUCAUGCUUCGUUUGCUGGUCUGAAUUGGUCCACAGUCAAUCAUAAUCCGACGUUUAAGAGGGGGGGAGCUCUUAAGGUGAAGGCCUGGACAGGCAGCAGAUCAAGAGUCUUUUCAUGUGUCACGCAGAGAUGGAUCAAUCGCGAAUGUAAUUGUAUAGAUAGUUAAUUCUCUGUGCCUUGUUUGCACUUCAUGGUUUACCUGUAGCAGAUUGGCUUUUUUGCUUCCCGUAGGCCUAUGAACACACACAGAAGCCGUGAAGGCAGGCCCAGUGUGUUUGAGCUUGAUUUAGAGGAAAGGAAAGCACCGUUUCCUGUAAUCUGAAUAACGUCAGCCCCUGUUUUCAUCUGGUGAAAGCAGCACAGUGUUGUCAUCUUUGCCUGAAGCCUCCUCUUGGUCAGUUUUCUGGAAUUUGCCUUCAUGCUGCAUCAAUAAGCAAUACUCUUCAUCUGUCAGGGAGACUCGUCUUGUUUGGCCACAAAGGUUAGCAUAUACAGACUGAUCCUUCAGGACGGUGUCGGGUCCUUUUAUCUUUUUCUCACGACUCAUUUUGAGAGAGAGUUGGGUUUCAUUCGAGAGACAGAGGCCUAGCGGUCUGGACGAAGUGGGGAAGUGUUAGUGUAUGGCUGCCUACACCAUGAUGGCCUCUGACAUGGCUGAGACGUGGAGGAACUGUUUUGAGGAGGAGCUCAUCUGCCCCAUCUGCCUGCACGUGUUCUCGGAUCCCAUCCAGCUGCCCUGCAAGCACAACUUCUGCCGUGGCUGCAUCAGCGAGGCAUGGGCCAAAGACUCCUCGCUGGCCCGCUGCCCUGAGUGCAACCAUGCUUACACACAGAAGCCCAACCUGGAGAAGAACCACAAACUGUCCAACAUAGUUGAGAAGUACAACGCCCUGAGUGUGGAGAAGACGACCGCGCCGGCAUUACAGUGCAUCCUCUGCCGCCGAGGCCCGCCGCUCCCGGCAGUGAAGGUCUGCCUUCGCUGCAACGCCCCGUGCUGCCAGUCCCACAUCCAGACACACCUGCAGCAGCCGUGCUCAGCCCUGGGGCACCUGUUGGUGGAGGCGGAGGCGAUGAAGGCCUGGACCUGCCCGCAGCACGACGAGUACAGGCUGUACCACUGCGAGGCCGAGCAGACAGCGGUUUGUCAGUACUGCUGCUUCGCCCGCUGCCACCCCAGCCAUGGCCACGCCGUCACCGAUGUGGAGCUGCGGCGCAACGAAAUCAGACAAAACCUGCUGCGGCAGCAGGAGCGCGUGGAGGAGCGCGUGCAGGAGAUCGAAGAGCAGCUCUGCAAACUGGAUUCUGACAAGUGUGUGGUGGAGGACAGGGUAUGUGAGCUGAAGGAGGAGGUGCGCAUGCAGUACCAGCGGAUGCACCAGCUCCUGGAGGAGGAUCUGGGCCGUACGCUGGAGGCCCUCGAUCGGGCCCAGGCUCGGUUUUGUCAGGAGAAUGCGGCCCAGGUUUUGGCUCUGGGAGAGCAGCGCCACGAAGCGCAGAAGCUGCUGAGCUCCAUCCACACGGCCUUCAGUAAGGCAGAGGAGCUGAGCUUCAUGAAGAACACCAAGCCUGUGAAAAUCCUCACAGACAGGUCUCAGGUUUGUGUGGGCAGCAGUCUCCCUCCUUACAAAGUCGGGAAUUUAAACUCUAAGCUAUUCCUCUCUGAGAUCUCCAAAAGGGAGAAGAGCUUGAAAAGAACACUUGAAGCUCCCCUCACCCCUCCGUCAACGUUCCUGCAGUCUGUUCCUGCGUUUCCCAGCGGCCAGAGCUCCGGCUCUGGAGCCGAGAAGCGGAAACAUUCCACUGCCUUCCCAGAGGGGAGCGGGAGCGCUGGAAAAAACGCCGCUCCAGGUUUUAAGGACUCAUCCUCUUCUUCCUCGUCUUCUUCCUCAUCACUAGCCAAGCAGCCCUACCUGGGCUCGGGUUCGGCCUCCGGGGAAGGCCAGUCCUCCAACCCGCCGCCGCUCGGCCCCUGCGCCCCGCCUCACAUCAGCGAGAGCGGCGGGACGGGAAGCGGCAGCGGCGCGCUGGCCAACCACCAUUCAGGCUCGGUGUUCGGCUCGUCCCACUUCCCCCCCGGGGGCAGCACCUCGUCACACUCCUCCCAGCAGGCGGUGCUGCCCCAGUACGGCGGCCGGAAGAUCCUGGUGUGCACGAUGGAUAACUGCUACUGCUCCGGGGUGCCCUCCGUCUCCGGCCACCGGAGCCACCCUCAGUACCCGCGCUCGGGCUCCUUCCCCUGGGUCAACCCCCCGGACUACCCGCCGCCCCCGGGCCUCACGUCCGGGGCUCCGUCCAUGCAGGGUCUGGCCAUGAGGGACUGGAUAGACGCCUCACAAACACACAGACAUGCAGAUUUCUACGGGCUGUACGGGCAGCCGUCUACCAAGCACUAUGUCACCAGUUAACAGAGCAGAUACACACACUUUAUUUAGAGACAGGCACAAAUACGGCACACCUUUACCAACCUAAUAACCCUUAAAAAAAAAAAGAAAAAAAAUUCUAAAAAAUGCAGUCACACUAUACACACGUUAAAAUGAGUGUUAAUAUCCGCACCUACGGAUCUAGAAUACACGUUCGGGGGCAGGGUUUAUCUCUUUGUGUUUCUUUCUCUUUCUUUUCAAUCAGUGUUUUCAUGUAGUGAAUUAUAGGUGAAACCGCAGCCACUACUCAUCACUCUGGCACAACUUGUCUCAGCAUUUUACGUGUAGAUGAUGAAUGAUAAAGUGGGGCCCGUAGAAGGGAGGUUGAGAUGCAUCUUUUUAUUUAUAGAAUAGGAAACUGAUAGAAAAUGAACUCUUACUAGAAAAUCUUUCCACUGCUUCUUCAAGUCUUCUCACUGAGUCUAAAGGGAAAAGCGAUGCCGUGCGGCGUUGAGCGUUCCAGUUGUAGCUCACAUUUCUCUGUUAUAAUCACCCUUCCAGUUAUGCUGAGGCGUGUUGCCUCGUGUUAUUAGCUUCGUUUUUACUCCUCAUAGCUGACUUUGUUUCGUAGAUCCUUUUUAAAGAGGGACGCCGAGUCCCGUCGUGUCACUUGAUUUUGGUUUAAUCAUCUUGGCACUUCUUCCUUUGCUGAGUUCAGGGAUGGAUCAUACAGCUUAAACACAAAACGCUCUUCCAUGGAAAACCCACAUGCACUUGUGGAUGCCUUCCUAUACCGGGACUUUAAAUGCGGACCCGUUGGGGGGGCAGUAGAGCCGUAUCUGACCGGCCGGCCGACUCUGGUCCUCUGCAUUUUUGGCUCGUAUUCCUGGCACUCCCCUCCUCUUGCCACAGACGGACAGAUAUAUUACAAAGACUGUUUCUGUUUGGUGAUUACAAUGGCUUUGUGUUAUUUGGUACAUCUGUAGGUAUCAUGCUUGUCUACGGAGACUCUUUGAUUGUGAAGAAAAAAGGUGACUGGACAGACCAAAACCAAUCAAGUAUCUGGACGAUCUGACGAUGCUGUAAUUGUACUUCCUGCAGGGCAAAGAUGUCACUUCCUCUCAACAAGCACACAAGCUCUCUGCUUCCUGUUUGCAGCUGGAAGCGUGCAAGGAAGGGGAUUUCGUUUCUUGCUUUUUCUUUUCUUUCUUUUUUUAAGCACUAUGGACAAUAGGGGAAAAACUGUUAGCUGUUUUAAAAUGAGUGGAAAAACGUGGCGGGAGGAACUUUUUUCAUGAACUUUUUCUAAAAGAACAAGACUUGAGAGAUGUGAGCAACGGACACGUCCUAAAAAGGAGCUGUCGCAACAGCCGCCAUUAGGAGGGGAAAAUAAUGAGUAUCUUUUUUUUGUAAAUAUUUUGGGAAAUGGAAAAAAAAAAUACAGUAAGAUUUGGAGGAGGGUUCGAAAUAAACAAAUUUAAUCUGG
Messenger RNA from Cololabis saira (Pacific saury), 5173 nucleotides. It is a transcript of the gene trim8b, whose product is annotated as tripartite motif containing 8b. The coding region runs from base 1948 to 3732 and encodes 594 amino acids. The record is from RefSeq and is a predicted model, not a curated record. The transcript is spliced from 5 exons. Lineage: Eukaryota; Metazoa; Chordata; Actinopteri; Beloniformes; Belonidae.